AUGAAAAUUACUCAUUUCUGUGCAGCUUUGGUGGCCAUUGUAGCUUCAGUUUCCUCUUUUUGGUUUUGCCUUGAAGACUUUUAUGUUUCAACCUAUUAUCUUAAAAAUGGUGUGGUUUUGAAUGGAAAGUUCUCCAAGCAUCCAAUGGCUACAACACCGAUUUGUGGAGGCACAUCGAGUGAAAUCAGAUUAGAAGUUAUGCUUGUAAAAGGCGAUACAAUCCCGGGAUUCAACAAGCUUGGCAUCUCAGUGGCUCGCAUUGAUUAUGCACCUUCCGAACUCAACUCCCCCGUCGCUCAUCCUCAUUCCUCUGGAUUCCUAGUCGUCGUUCAAGGCUCACUCUACUUCGGAUUCAUCAGGACUUAUCCUGAUCAUCUUCUAAUCACAAAAACUUUAAAGGUGGGUGAUGUUUUUGGGUUUCCAGUUGAUCUGAUUCACUUCCACUGUCACAUUGGUACCAGUGUUGGUGUCGUGUUUGGUGGAUGGUGCAGCCAAAAUCCUGAUGCCGCCAUGACACCUAGCUUUGGCUCCGAUACGCCGAUCAACGAAGUCCGAUUGGAUGAGGUUACAGUCAACUUUCUUCUAGAGCACUUCUGGACCAACCACAACGAUUAA
Messenger RNA from Mercurialis annua (annual mercury), 615 nucleotides. Its product is annotated as germin-like protein subfamily 1 member 13. NCBI's taxonomy places the organism in Eukaryota, Viridiplantae, Streptophyta, Magnoliopsida, Malpighiales, Euphorbiaceae. The coding region runs from base 1 to 615 and encodes 204 amino acids. Gene Ontology annotation, molecular function: manganese ion binding. The transcript has 2 exons. Gene Ontology annotation, cellular component: cell wall. The record is from RefSeq and is a predicted model, not a curated record.